This is a messenger RNA of Argiope bruennichi, 3201 nucleotides long. RefSeq names its product glomulin-like. Gene Ontology annotation, cellular component: cytoplasm. The record is from RefSeq and is a predicted model, not a curated record. The coding region runs from base 223 to 1998 and encodes 591 amino acids. The transcript is spliced from 2 exons. Gene Ontology annotation, molecular function: ubiquitin-protein transferase inhibitor activity. NCBI's taxonomy places the organism in Eukaryota, Metazoa, Arthropoda, Arachnida, Araneae, Araneidae.
CAAAAACAAAAGACACUACUCGCCAAUUUCCUUUGACGUAUAAAAUCUGUUUUCAAAUUUUAAAUGCUGCAUUGUCCCCUUCAAAAUUUUACAGAAUAAAAGACGGAAUUCUAAAAUAUUAUGUUUUUGGAUAGUUAAAAACCAAUGUGAUUCUCAUAAAAAGUGAAUUAAGUAAUUUGCGACAUAUUUCUCGAACGAUUAGUUUGGAAGAAUUUCAUAAAGAUGAAGACAGAAACUGCUUUUGAGGUAGAACUGGAGCGAAAUCUCACCGAACGGAAAUUUGAUACUGUCCUUGAAACCUUGAAAAAUCCUGAAAAUGAUACUUACAUCGAAACCAACGUGUGGAACAUCAUAAACACGGUUUGUUUAACCCUGAAGACGAAAGAUUUAGUAGAGAAUGAAGACGACGUCGAUAUUUGCCGUAAAAUACUUCUGGAUCUUGUCGAUAGAGGUUCAGCUAAAGAAGUCAUUGUUGCUUUGAUGGAAGAUGCCGAUUCCUUUAAAAAUCACUUCCAUUUCUCACUUUUGCUGGAACCUCUGAAACGCACCUUGUUAAAGGUUCCUGGUAAGAGAGGUAAAUCUUUAGAGUGGGUGCUGUCCACACUGAAUGCCCACAUUCAAACAUUAUCUUUGCCAGAAGAUAAUGAUCUCCAAGGAGAUGAAAGAAUGCUGCUUGAUGCAGAUCCAGCAGUGAUGGACGCAAAUUAUGUCUUGGCAAGCUAUUUGAAAUUUAUUAAUACAUUUGUAGAAGAGGUAUCUUUCGAAACCUUAAGUAAGAAAGAGGAUUAUUAUGUAGAUAGAGUUGAGCAUCAGAGGGAGAUUUUGCAGAAAUUUAUUCUGAUUCUCUUCGAUAGACCGUUUUUGUAUCAGGACUUGCAUGUCGAGUUGGAUAGUAAUCGACCUAAAAGUACCAUCCGUACACUAUGCGAGAGCUAUGUGCACUGCUUAUUCAAGACGUGCUCUAAUGUUUUUAAUUUGUUCAAAUAUGAAACCAGCCCCUCAAAGUCAUCUCUUAAAAAUGCUUUCAAUAAUGCUUUUACUAAGAAGGAUGAUGAGACGAGAGAAGAUAUUGACGAUUCAGAAAAUGUCCCAUCGCUAGCAAUGGCUAAUCUUUCUUAUUUAAUCUUUGUUGAAAACAUUGCACUAGAUUUCCAACCUUUUGUAUACAAUCACCGAUAUUUGUUUAUGAAGAAUUUAAGAUACAUCACUUUACUUUUGGAAAAGAACCAAAAUCUUGUUCUUUUCAAAGGGCUUCACCUAGCUCAGACAUUAUUAAGCAGACUGGAGGAAUAUGAGAUUGUUUAUAAUUAUAUAGAACUUGGAGUUUUUACUGAAUUUCCGAGACUUUUGAUGAAUGUUGCUAUAUUCUCCCCUAUUGAUACUCAUCGAAAAAUGGCUGUCCAAGUGUUUUUGUCCUAUAUCGGCAAAUGCGACUGGAAGGGUAGAUAUCACUUAAUCAACCAAGUGUUGUGCACAACGAACCAUUCAGGUGCUGAAGGGCUUGUUAUCAAUUUGUACAAAACUUACCUGAAUGAACUUUUGAAUGGCAGCGUAACAGAUAACUACUUACUUGGUAAAAACUUGAAGUUGUUCUUGAAGAAAGUGUAUGUACUUAAAGAAGGUGUGGAAACGGACAUUUUGGAACACAGUGACAGAAUAAUGACAUCUCUGAAUUUCCUCCGUUAUCUCCUUAUAAGAGAUUCUAAAGAUAAAAAUAUAACAGGUGUCUGGGAUCUGUUGCCCGAUAUAUCGAAGAAAUUUCUUGAACCUCUCUCAACAGGGCUUGACUUAUCAAGGGCGCAUUACAAACAGGUGGCCAAAGACAAUCAGGAGAACGCUCGCAAUAAAGCAAAAGGGUGCAUCAACUCUACAGUCACGGUCAACAACGAAGUGUUGCCAAAUGUCCCUCCCGAGUUCCAAAAGGAUUUGUUUGAAAAGGCUCUUUUGACUUUUGAUAUGAUUGAAAGUAUUUUGUUUCGUGUUCGUGAACUUUCCUAACUUGUCGAAUUCAUUCUGUAUGUAUCAAAUAAUCGUAUUUUUGAAAGUAUUGCAAACAAAUAGCAAAAGAUUCUGAAAAGUGUACUUGGCAUAAAACAAAAAGAAAAAUACAAAAACGCCAUAAUGGAACUGUCACAGUUUGCAGCUGAAUUUAACGUCCCGUGUCAUUUCCAGGAAAAUAUGUUGGACGAAUCUCCUUUACUCUGUCACUUUUGAUCCAUUUUCUAGCUCAUCCGUUUAGGUUGGUCAUUUAAGAUCAAGCUAUGCAAAUCUGUUUACUGUCUGUCACUGCAGUUUCCUCGGUGCACAUCUUGCUGCAGAAUACCUCACCCCCCUCCCCUUUCACAUACACAUAAGUAUCUAAGAUGAGUUGGUUUGAUGGGACGCCUAGCCCAGGUAGGGGCUUAUUCCCGGUAGUGAAGAACUGCAGAGUGCUUAGCCUUCAGUGUCUUGCCGUAGCCAUCUCCGACAAGAGCUAGGGUGGAAUUGGCUUCUUCAAGACUAGGAUCUCCCAUCUUGUCCAUAAGGUAAGUAGAGGGUGAGGUGGAGAACGUCAGGACUCAUAACUAAAUAAACACCAGUAUCUACUCUCCGCCAGAUUUUUAUAUUCACGGGCAUGCUUAUCCUACUCCAAAUGGAGGGAAGUCGGAAAAGGUUGAAUAUUCAGUGGAUCGUGCCAAUUGUGUUUGGUUUGUACAACCAUGCUCCGUUAAGGCAUGAAAUGGCCGUAUAUGAUAGGUGUUAUCUUUUGAUAUGAUUGAAGGAAUCUUGUCCAAUUUUCGACGUUGAUAUCAUUUUCGUUUGCAGCUCAAAAAGUGACAAAAGAAUUUUAUGGACAGCGGAGUUAAAAUGAGAUCAUGUCUAAUGCUCCAGCACUGUUGCUCAAAGAUAUAUUUGGAAAAGUUCAUUUAAUUUCCCGUAUGAUUGAAGUCACAUAUCGUCAAUUCUUCUAAUGUGUUUUUAUUCAAUCUCAUAAUAUUGAAUAAUUGUGUUUUGAAAUUACUUGCAGCGCCAACUCUUUAGUUACAGUUAAAAAGGAAAUAUGAUCUAACUGCUUGUGCCAGUUCUGAAAAGAUGCGAGUGUUAGACAAAGUUCCUUUAACUUUUGAUAUGGUUAAGCGUCUCUUCCGUGUUCGUCAAUUUUUGUAAUUCAUUAUCUGUAUGUAAAUUGAUUGUAUUUUGAAAAUAAAAUUUUUCGAUGCA